CAACCAUUCAAGAACCGGAUUUGCCCCAACUUCCACAGACCAUGGUCAAAGAAACUAAGAAACAAAAUAAUGCUCCAUUGAAGUUUACUAAAGAGGAAAUGGGCAUUAUGACAUGCAAUAAUGAAUUACUAAGUGAAUUGGAAUUAGUGACUACUGAGCUUGCAUUGUCAAUCAAGCGUGAAUUGGCAUUAGAAACUAAGCUUCGUGGUGGGAAUGCUACAACUCAAGAUCCUUCAUUAGCCCAACUACAAAAGGAAUUGCUUAGCAACAGAAAGUUGAUUGCUGAAUUGCAAGAGAAAUUGAGCAAGGAAAGAAGAUUGCGUUUCAUUAGUGAAGAACAUGCAUUAUUGAGUGAACAUGGACAAUCUCCAUCUCCAUUAAAGUUGAAUUAUGAGAAUACGGAAUUGUACAAGCAGUUAUUGAUCAAGAAUGACGAAGUUAAACAAUUGGAGGACAAGAUUGUUGAAUACGAAAAAGGACAAAAACUGGAUACUGAUUUACUUGACAAGUAUAAUGAAUUACUUGCUGAAAAUACUGAUUUGAAGUUCCAUGUUAUUCCUAAUUUACAGAGACAAAUUGAACAACGAGACGAUGGUAAUUCAUCACGAGUUUUCAAUAUUACAGGCGACCAAAGCUUUGAAUUGUCUGAUGAGGACGAGCUUAGUACUUUACGCAACCAACGUGAUGAAUUGCGUAGCACUGUCAAUAGACUUACUCGGAACAAUGAUGUGGAAUUGAGAUCAGCACAAGAGAAAAUCAGAUCAUUGGAAGUGCAAUUACGAGAUAUGAAACGGAUUAAUGAUAAAUUGAGUAUCCGAGAAGAUACCAAGCCAGCCACUAAUGGAUUUAUAAAGAAUGGAGGCGGGAAACUACUGGGAUUGGCGAUAAUUUCACCUACACAGAACUUAUUCGAUUAAAGGAUUAAUACACGUUUUAUAUUUAUUUAGUUUUUAUUUAAAAAUUUGGCGAUUAUUUCACCAAUCUCAGUUCCUUGAUUGGGGAAGGUUACGGUUUGGGAUUUGUAGUGUUCGUAUUCCUGUUUGGUUAAAAGACCAUGUUCAAAUUUAUACUUGAGCAAAUCUAAUGCUAGUUCAGUAGUGAAUUCAGGAUGGCCCUGGAAAGUUAAUAAGUUGGGUGAAAGCACGCCUUGGAUGUUACAUUUAUCGGUUGAUCCAAUAGACACACAUCCGGGAGGUAAUUCAUACACGAUAUCUUGAUGAAAUUCCACCAUAUUAAACUUGGACAAGCCAGAGAAUGGAGAAUUUUUCUUUAGUUCCGGGUUAACUUCGAUUGGAGUAGUUCCGGCUUCCCAACCAAUUUCAUUUCUUCCUAUUUUUGCACCAAGGUUCUUACACAAGAUUUGAUGACCAAAACAAAUGCCUGCGGUUUGAACUUUCAGUGGUAUAAUGACAUUUACAAUGAACUCAUCGAGCAAUUUGAUCCAAGGUUCUUCUCCGAACGCGUCACUUCUUGACCCAGUGAGCACUAAACCGGUAAUAUACCCUUGUUUAAUUCCUGCUUCUAAUUCCUUAUACGUGGAUUGUAAUUGAGUUAAAUAUUCUUCAGGAGAUGUAGAAUAAGCAAGGUAGUAUUUUUUAAUUUUAGUAGUUGUAUGUUUGGAAAGGAGAUCUUUGGUGUUGUCACCGAAGUCUCCGUACUUUUCGGUUAUGUUAGGGAUAGGAGUGUCUAACACUAACACAGCGACAUGAGAGACAUUGUCUUGAUUUUCAACAGUCAUGGUGAAU
Messenger RNA from Spathaspora passalidarum NRRL Y-27907, 1745 nucleotides. RefSeq lists its product as uncharacterized. The transcript has a single exon. The coding region runs from base 99 to 917 and encodes 272 amino acids. NCBI's taxonomy places the organism in Eukaryota, Fungi, Ascomycota, Pichiomycetes, Serinales, Debaryomycetaceae. The record is from RefSeq and is a predicted model, not a curated record.